AGUGUUUCAAUUCCCACCAACCAACACAAUGGAUCCAGCCCAAAACCCAGAGUUGUGCGUUGUGUAGCUGUAUCUCAAUGGGUGCGUGCCAAAUAUGUUGCAAUUUGCACCACACAUUGCUGCACCCAAGGACUGCUGCUCAGGUGCCAAGGCAAAGCCAAAGGUCACGCCCACGCGCUCGCAGAAGCCUUCCCAACCCUCCUCAACAGAGAGCUCAACGGCGGUUAGAUGACCUCCGUCAACGUCUGCAACAACAGCAGCAGGUUAUUCAACAGCAACAACAACAACUACAGCAGCAACAACGCCAACGACAACAACGGCAACUACAGCAACAAUCUCAGCGGCAGCCACAACGACGCCAACAACAUCAACCACAAACCAUAGCCGUUCCCCAGCCUGAGGCAACGCCAGCCUCAACCCAGGGGCUGGUCAACCAAAUCGUUUCGGCCCUCAGCCAACUCACAAGGUCGACAAUUGCACCAGUGCAAGGAGGCCGGCAUGUCGAAGUCCGGUCAGGCCUCGUUGAAGUCGAUUUGAUCGAUCUCCAUGACGAUCUUAUCGACUUCGACGACGGCCUUACCGACCUUGACUGAAGGUCUCCAAAUACUUCCUAAAGGCAUUAUUUUAGGAAGUGUUACGAGGAAGCCGGGCUUGGCGCCGAAGAGGAUCGGCUUAUUUAUUAUU
Molecule: messenger RNA, 684 nt
Organism: Lucilia cuprina (Australian sheep blowfly)
Lineage: Eukaryota; Metazoa; Arthropoda; Insecta; Diptera; Calliphoridae
Product: cAMP-dependent protein kinase catalytic subunit-like
Exons: 2
Coding region: 78-593 (171 amino acids)
Source: RefSeq, a predicted model, not a curated record